UCGAGUCGUGCGGUUUAUCUUUUGUGCGAAAUUGUUUUAUUCGCGAAAAUAUUAUUAAUCCAGUGAAAUUUGUGCUUUUUGUUGAAAUAAAAAAAAGUAACGGACGAAGGUAAAAACUAUUUCGUUCAAGAUUUGUGUUUUACGUCAGUGAACUGGAAGUUACAUUCCCUGGCGCUGGUGUCGGGACGGGAUACCCUUAGUCUUUUUGUGUAGCGUUGUGUUUUGAGUCUUGUCGCAUCUUUGUUUUUGCGAUACCGACUUCAUCGCCCCCAAAAGUGUUAACGGUAUAUAGUUCAAUGUUGUCACACUGACACUUAAAAGGAAGUAGUAGCGUCGGUAUUUUACUACCUUUUUUCGGUUCUUUUAUUUUGCUGUCAUUAAAGUUUUUUCGUGUAUGAAGGUUGUUUUCUUUUUGUUUUCGGUGAAAAAGAAUUAUGGCUUUAGUGCGGUUAAGAGAUGGUGGUGUUUCCCUUCUGCCCAUCACUAGGGUAGAUUAUUACAUUCCAUGAAUGUGUCGAUGGAGAUUUUUUUUAAAUUUUCAAGUAAAAUCAAAUUUUUGGUGAAAAAUUGUUUAAGUGCUUUUUGUUCACAUUAAUAAAAGUGUGAAAAAUUUAUUGAGGUGGAAUAUUGUUCGAGUGAAGUGUAAAUAUUUAAAAUUUUACGGUUUUUCUGUGAUUUUUUCGUUUUUGUUUGAGUUCGCAAAUGAGCUUUAAGGUGUUGAUGGAAACUGUGCAUUAAAAAUUUAAGAAUAAUUUUGUAUUCGGUGGAUUUUUGGUUCAUAUUCGGAUCAUCAAGGAUUAAUGAAUGCACAAGUGGAUUAAUAAUUUUAUUGGAAUCAUAUCUCUUUGAGUUGCUGUUACCUUACCCCACGUUUAUACCUAUUUCUUAAUAAGGAAAAGAGGAAUUCAUCAACUGUGUAAACAAAAAGCUCAUAGUCCUUUUCUCCUUAUCAACAAAAUACAAAUCACAAAACCUUAUGGUUAAAAAUCAAGAGAAUCCUUAACAGAAUAAGAAAAAAGACUUUGUUUGUAAAUCAUAUCGUUGGAAGAAAAGAAAGUAAAGUGAAGUUAAUAUAAGUUAUACGAGGCUUACAUUUAAUUACCUCACACCACCCUCUUCCAUCACACUAAAUACAUAAAUAUAAAAAUAAUAAAAUCCGAGUUAACAAAAUGAGAAAAAUAAAAAAGACAAACAAGAAUCUGUUGCCCAAAACAAAAAAGUCGUAAAGAAACUUUAUGCGAUAAGCGAGAAGAGUCAAAGUCAUCAUAUCCUUCAAAAACUACUCAGAACAAAAAAAGGAAACACAGGAUUUAUUAUCCUAAGCAAAUGAAGUGAGCUCAAUCGCAAAAGGAGCAAAAGGAGGGACUUGGAAUAUAUAAAUCUGAAGAGAUUAAUUUGAGUACCUAUCGACAGAAAUGAAUACAAGUUGCAAAAGUUAUCCUUCUUUUGAAAUGAUGUCCUUCUCAUAACGAAAAAAAAGAAGAAGAUAAGUUUACUAAGUCAUUCGAAGCAGAUUGUUAAUAAAAAAUGUCUCCGAAGUCCAUGAAUGUCUUCCAAUUCUUAGAAAUUCAAUCAAAAGGACACUUCCAGCAACAGCAACUUCAACAACAACAACAACGACCACCACGAUAAUGUCAACCAACAGGCAACAACAACAACAACAAAGUACAAUCAUGACAACGAAUGAUAGAAUCCUGCAGAUGGCAGUUAGUGCUGCCUUAACAAUAUCAAAAUCCUCAACAUCUUCAUAUGACCCCUCCUCAAUUAUGGGUGUGAAUAUGAAUGUGAAUAUAAGUGAUGUUGGUGACGAUGUUACAGAUUUGGGUAUUGGUGAAAGGACAUCAAAUUUGUUACACAGGAACCUGGCUCACCACCACCUCACAACACGUUCCCUUAAUUCCAAUUUGGAUAGUCCAUCGUCGUCGUUACUAUCAUCAUCAUCAUCCUCGUCGUCCUUGUCGUCAUUGAAUUCUGUUUCUGUGAAUAAUUUCACUUCAAUCCUAACGAGAGCAACGACAUUGUUAACAACACCUGCAUCAACAUCACUAUCGCCAACAACGAUAUUGAGAAAUUCUACCAUCAUCAGUGGUAGUGGCGGCGGAGGUGGAGGCGUUGGGAGCGGUGAAGAUGAGAGCAGGUCCUUCACGCAAUUAUAUCCUGGGAGUUCGUCUUUUAUCACGAAUCAAAGUUACAAUUUAAGUGGAGUGUACAUAGAUGAGGAACCUUCGGGAGAGUAUGUCUUUGAUAGGACGGACGUGAGAGUGAUAUUUAUAACUUUGUAUACGAUGGUCUUUUGUUGCUGUUUUUUUGGAAAUCUUCUUGUUAUCCUUGUAGUCACACUAUCGAGACGUUUAAGAUCGAUAACGAAUUUUUUUCUAGCGAAUUUAGCUUUAGCCGACUUUUGUGUUGGACUCUUCUGUGUUAUGCAGAAUUUAUCAAUUUACCUUAUUGAUAGUUGGGUAUUUGGUGAAUUCCUCUGCAGGAUGUAUCAAUUUGUCCAUUCGCUGAGCUAUACUGCAUCAAUAUUUAUUCUGGUUGUAAUUUGCAUGGAGAGAUAUUUUGCAAUUGUUCAUCCGAUUACGUGCAAACAGAUAUUAACUGCUGCCAGACUAAGGAUGGUCAUAUUUACGGUAUGGAUAACAUCAGCCGUUUAUUCAACGCCAAAAUUUGUAUUCAGUAAAACUAUACGUAACGUGCACACAAGCGACGGAGCCGAGGAGGAUAUUUGUGUCCUCGAUAGGAAAAUGUUCAAUUCCAAAUUACUGGAUAUGAUAAAUUUUGGUUUAUUAUAUGUUACGCCAUUGUUGGUGAUGACGGUACUCUAUAGCAAAAUUGCAAUCGCUCUUUGGCGUAGCUCCCGGGGCUUAACCCAUCAUUUUGCACAACAGGACAAUACCAAUACCAGCAAGUGCCCAUCAUCGAACAACUCAACGGGUUUGUUAGCACGCAAGCAGAGCAGCAAAUAUGAUAAAAGGGGUGUGAACAUAAAGGACACUCAGAAUGACCAUUUAAAGGUAUCAAUGGAAUCAGAUCGUCCAAUUAUAUCCACCUGUCGAAAUAAAGCCAGUUUUCACCAUCAUCAGCGUCAAAAUACGCAGCGUGUAUCUCACAUGUCACAUUCAUCAAAUAACGUAUUGCGUGCCCGACGUGGUGUUGUUCGAAUGCUUAUUAUAUUCGUUUUAACAUUUGCAUUGUGCAAUUUACCAUAUCACGCACGAAAAAUGUGGCAAUAUUGGUCACGUUCCUACCGAGGCGAUUCAAACUUUAACGCCUUGCUGACACCACUAACAUUUCUCAUCACGUACUUUAAUUCGGGAGUGAAUCCCCUGCUUUAUGCAUUCCUGAGUCGAAAUUUUCGAAAAGGCAUGAAAGAGCUGCUGAUGUGCUCGUUGAAAAAGGGCAAAGGCAAAUCUUCAUCGACAUCGGUGCAUCAUAAGAGAGCUGCCCUGCAGGUGAGUACACAAUCCUUGCCAACGGAUUCAACACACAUUGGAAACGACCAACUAUGAUCCCGAUUGCAAAAUAAGAAAUCCCAUUUAAUUGGAAGAUAAAUAAAACAAAUUAAUAACAUUGCCAUGCCCCACACACAAGACACACACCAUCAUCUACGCCACAGACUAGAAAGGACAACAAAAUUCAAGUGUGGAUGUCUGGUGUCCUUGUGCGGUUAUGGAAUUUCUAUAAGUAACGACAUUUUUAUAGUCACUUAUAAGUGCUGCAAAGUCAUCGCACACAUUUUUACAAAAACAAAACGUGAACUUCCGCUCUUGGAUAAUUGUGCAAUUACCCUCUCAUCCUAUGACGAUAAAACUAAGAACAAAACACAAGUAAAAGAAGAAGCUAAGAAAUAGUCUUUCAACAGUAAUUAAUGUUAAGGUUUAUUUAUAUCUCAAAGAAUAUAAUACUAUCAAGCUUAGAAACUACCCAACUACCUAUCUAUCUUAAGAAUAAAAGCUGAAUACAAAAUAGUAUGGCGGAGGCGAAUUGAAACCAUCAAGCGAGGGCCAAGAAGUCCAUAUUAAAUUGUCCAAUCUUUGUCUCUUCUUGUAUUUUCAUAGAAACAAACUGAGAGAAAGAUAGAGUGUCCUUUUUUUAACAUUGUGAAAAGAAUAAAAACACAAAAAUAUUUUGCUUCCAGAAUUAUUGUCCAAGUCCUUCUGAGUUUUAGAAUAGUUUUGUAUUUUCUCUGAAGAGGACAUAACAAAAAUAAAAAUGUAGAAUGAGACAUCCUUUUCGUUUAACACGUACCAAGAAUUGAGAAAAUUCAAACAGAAAUUGUCCUUCUUAUCUCCCUACAGGAGCUGUAAAUUUCAAUGACAAAGAUAUAACAACGAGUGUUGUAGGUUUGUAUAUACUCGUUUGUAAGGAAGAAAAUGCACCUCUCAAGAUAGAGUAUAGGUACCUCGAGAGGACCGCACAGAGAUCAGGAUCUCCCUCCUAUCUCUAGGUACUGAACUGUUAAUAUUUUAUUUUUCCCAUGAAAGGAUUCUACCAAAGAAAAUACAAAAUGUCCUUAUUUUUGUUUCUUUCUUUUUUUCAACACUUCAGAGAAUAUUGUAAGCAAAGUUUUAUUCCUUCUUCCUCGUUCUACACUAACCAUGAAUGACAAUGAAAUAAAAAUAAGAAAAGUUGUUUGAAAAGAAAUUGUUACGGUAGUUUGUAAACAUUUUUUCUCCUUAAAAUAAAAUUGCAUACAAAUAUGAAAUAUCAAAAACGAAAAACAAAAUAUAUAAAUAAAUAAAUACAAUUUUACUUAUAAGCUUUGCAUUAAAAAAUUUAUUACUAUAUUAUUAAUAAUUCCUAUAUUAGGCAUUUGAAAUCAAAUUAAAUUUAUAUAUAUAAAUAUUUAUUAUGUAUAAAAUUAUAUAUACAUAUAUAUUCGCUGGUUAAUAAUGUUUACAUGAUAAAAAUAUAAAAUGUAAAAUGUUUUUUUAUAAAUAAAAUUAAUCAUAAGUUUUAAAUAUUGUAUUCAAGGAAAUUAAAACUAAGGAAAACCGAAAAAUUAAGCUCAAAGCUAAUUGUUUAAGAAGGAGGAGGUGGAGCAUUUUCUUUAAAUAUAAAUAAAAUAACAAA
This is a messenger RNA of Eupeodes corollae, 5073 nucleotides long. RefSeq names its product trissin receptor. Bases 1632 to 3509 code for a protein of 625 amino acids. NCBI's taxonomy places the organism in Eukaryota, Metazoa, Arthropoda, Insecta, Diptera, Syrphidae. Gene Ontology annotation, cellular component: membrane. The transcript has 11 exons. The record is from RefSeq and is a predicted model, not a curated record. Gene Ontology annotation, biological process: G protein-coupled receptor signaling pathway. Gene Ontology annotation, molecular function: peptide binding; neuropeptide Y receptor activity.